AUGGGCGUCUCGUCUAAGCUGCAUGACUACCUCCACACGGAAUACCAACCAGGUGAAAGGAAGCUCGUUCAGAAGAUUGAUUUUUUCAUUCUCACAUUUUGUUGUUUGAGCUAUUUCACGAAUUAUCUCGAUAGAUCAAAUCUCGCCAAUGCCUAUGUCUCUGGUAUGAAAGAAGAUCUUGGUUUCGUUGGCGAUCAAUAUAACCAGAUCAACACAUGCUUCACAGUCGGAUAUGUCAUUGGACAAAUCCCUGCGAAUCUGUCUCUACAUUAUGUCAAGCCGCGCUAUUUCUUCCCUUCAAUGAUGGUAAUUUGGUCUGGUUUGACCAUGUUAACGGCAUCAGUCCAGAAACCACAAUCCAUCAUGGCUAUCCGAUUCUUCCAGGGUAUUGCUGAGGCGACCACUUUCGUUGGCACCCACUAUAUCCUAGGCUCGUGGUACACGGAGCGUGAGCUCGGUAAACGCAGUGGCAUCUUUACAGCAUCUGGCCUCGCUGGCACCAUGAUCGGCGGCUUCAUUCAAACGGGUAUCUACUCUUCCUUACAUGAGAAGAGCGGAUUGACGGGUUGGCGGUGGCUGUUCAUCAUUGAUGGUCUCAUAACUAUCCCAGUAGCGAUCUAUGGGUUCUUAUUUUUUCCGGACACGCCUCAAACCACGACAGCCUUUUAUUUGACCGAUGCAGAGAAGGCAUUGGCCCUGUCGCGCAUACCAGAUGUCGAACAGAAGUCGCCAAUCACUUGGAAGUUUCUUAAGAUGGUGCUCACGUCCUGGUACUGGUGGGGCUUCGUCGGGCUAUGGAUCAUUGCUGGCGAGACAGAAUCUUUUUCCUCAAAUGCGUUGUUAUCGCUUUAUAUGAAGAGCCAUCCAACCAACAAGUACACAGUGUCGCAGCUCAACAACUACCCUACUGGUGUGCCUGCUGUCGGCAUAAUCUCAACCCUUUUUUGGGCCACCUUGACGGACUUUCUUAAUGGAAAACGCUAUCUGGUUGGUUACUUCAUUGGUAUCACUGGGAUCGUUACAUCUGCCAUGAUUUUGACGGCUUCGAAAGAUCCAACUAAUCCAGCUUCGACGGCAACCGUCUUUGGUGCGUACUACUGGGCAGGGGCUGUGUAUGCAUGCCAGGCGACAUUUUUUGCCUGGUGCAAUGAUACAAUGAGAUAUGAAGAUCCGAUGUAUCGUGCUGUGGUUUUAGCUGGCAUGAAUGUCGGUUCCAAUGCAGUAAACGCCUGGUGGUCCAUCAUUUUCUACGGCGCCUCAAUGGCGCCAUGGUUCGUUCGCGGUAUGUGGGCUAUGAUUGCAUGUUCAAUUGCAUUGGUCCUCUGGACUGGCGGUUUAGCCUUUUUGACUCGGCGGCAUGACCAGCGACGGAGACAAGAACAGGUGGAUUAUAUUGCCGAUGACGGGCAUGCAGUCGAUAAACAGACAUAG
Molecule: messenger RNA, 1431 nt
Organism: Truncatella angustata
Lineage: Eukaryota; Fungi; Ascomycota; Sordariomycetes; Amphisphaeriales; Sporocadaceae
Product: major facilitator superfamily domain-containing protein
Exons: 4
Coding region: 1-1431 (476 amino acids)
Biological process (GO): pantothenate import across plasma membrane
Cellular component (GO): plasma membrane
Molecular function (GO): pantothenate transmembrane transporter activity
Source: RefSeq, a predicted model, not a curated record